Maniola jurtina (meadow brown) is the source of this 4494-nucleotide messenger RNA. It is a transcript of the gene Shaw, whose product is annotated as potassium voltage-gated channel protein Shaw-like. Lineage: Eukaryota; Metazoa; Arthropoda; Insecta; Lepidoptera; Nymphalidae. Gene Ontology annotation, biological process: potassium ion transmembrane transport; protein homooligomerization. Gene Ontology annotation, molecular function: delayed rectifier potassium channel activity; protein binding. Gene Ontology annotation, cellular component: dendrite membrane; axon; voltage-gated potassium channel complex. The transcript is spliced from 9 exons. The record is from RefSeq and is a predicted model, not a curated record. Bases 387 to 2240 code for a protein of 617 amino acids.
UAAGGCGCGCGCGGUUUGCGCCGACCGCGGACGCCAAUUCAAAAAUGGAAUUCUAAAAGUGACAGCAUUAUCACAGAUUAUUAAUAAUAAUGUCGAUUGAUCGCUAAGUUAAGAUGUAUCGAUGUGUAAUCAAUGUUUGGGUGAAUCGAUUUUUUUUAUGUUGAAUUUUUAAUAUUGCAGUGCCGUGGGCGAGUGUUGGUUUAUUAUGUGAGUGUAUACUGCGUCCGUAUAGUUUGGAUACAGAUCCCACAAUUUCCCUUCAGCAAUGCCAUCGCACCCAAGGUUCAGCCGACUGGAGGACGACUAUAUAGAAGUGAUGUGGCGCCGCGGACAAAGCCGGUCACCAUAGCAAUAUUGUUGUCUACUCGGAUUGGGGAGAUUCAAAAAUGAAUCUCCUCAACAUGGACGCGGAGAACCGCGUCGUGCUGAACGUGGGCGGGAUCCGGCACGAGACGUACAAGGCUACGCUGAAGAAGAUCCCGGCGACCAGGCUCUCCAGGCUGACCGAGGCCUUGGCCAACUACGACCCGGUCCUCAACGAGUACUUCUUCGACAGGCAUCCGGGGGUCUUCGCCCAAGUCCUGAACUAUUACAGAACCGGCAAGCUCCACUACCCUACAGACGUCUGCGGGCCGCUGUUCGAAGAGGAGCUGGAGUUCUGGGGGCUGGACGCCAACCAGGUGGAGCCUUGCUGCUGGAUGACGUAUACUCAGCAUCGAGACACGCAGGAGACCCUGGCCGUCCUGGACCGCUUGGACCUGGACACGGAGAAGCCGUCUGAUGAGGAGGUGGCUCGCAAGUUCGGCUUUGAGGAGGAUUACUACAACGGCACGGUCUCGUGGUGGCAGCAGCUGAAGCCCCAGAUGUGGUCACUGUUCGAUGAACCUUAUAGUUCUAACGCUGCUAAGAUAAUCGGCGUAAUAUCAGUGUUUUUUAUUUGCGUAUCAAUAAUAUCGUUUUGCUUGAAAACGCAUCCGGACAUGAGAGUGCCAGUGAUACGGAACUAUACAGUGACUACCGCGAACCAAAGUCCAGGCUGGGCGUUGGACAAAGUUCAGACCAACGCUCACGUCGCGUUCUUCUACAUCGAGUGUGUGUGCAACGCGUGGUUUACCCUCGAGAUCCUCGUCAGAUUCAUAUCCUCGCCCAAUAAAUGCGAAUUCGUCAAAUCCUCCGUCAAUAUCAUCGACUAUAUCGCCACCAUGAGUUUCUACAUCGACUUGAUCCUCCAAAAGUACGCGUCCCACGUCGAGAACGCCGACAUACUAGAGUUCUUCUCGAUAAUUAGGAUUAUGAGACUUUUUAAAUUGACCAGGCACUCGUCCGGCCUCAAGAUCCUCAUUCAGACUUUCAGAGCGUCCGCAAAGGAACUGACGCUAUUAGUGUUUUUCUUGGUGCUUGGAAUUGUGAUUUUCGCAAGUCUGGUGUAUUAUGCGGAACGGAUACAGACGAAUCCGCAUAAUGACUUCAACAGCAUACCGCUGGGGUUGUGGUGGGCGCUGGUUACCAUGACAACGGUGGGGUAUGGUGAUAUGGCGCCGAAGACUUACGUCGGUAUGUUCGUCGGAGCUCUGUGCGCGUUGGCUGGUGUGCUGACGAUAGCUCUGCCCGUGCCAGUCAUAGUAUCAAACUUUGCGAUGUACUACUCGCACACGCAGGCGCGGGCGAAGCUGCCCAAGAAGAGACGAAGAGUGAUCAACGUCGAGCCCACUAGACCACCACUACGAGCACCCGGAGUGCCAGGUGGUCAAGCAGGUCCGAUGGCACCAGGCAUGGGUCAACAGGCUGCAAACCGAAGAAUGAAUGCCAUAAAGACGAACCAUCCAAAAGACAUCAUAGGACCUAACAUGGUUGCAAGCUUAAUGCCGGGGAUAGAUUUAUCAGUUGCCACACGUCUCACACCAAGUCCCCGUGACAUGAGCCCUGCACUAGCUAUCGCCAUACCAAUGAUGAAGUCAGUCAACUUGGUACCAGCACAGUGCUUCGACAACAUGGCGUACCAUACAGAAAAACGGAUAGAGCAACCUUUAGAAGAAAACAAAGCCUCUAGUAGACAAGAUUCAGUUGAAAGUGAUAACACAGUCAAAGCAAAUGAUUACAACAACGAACAAUACGAUAAAAUUGAAGAAAAAACAGAUGCAAGAACUCCUCUACUCAGAGGUCAUAAAAACGAAUCGCUUGAUGAAAAUAAACUUAGAGAUGCAAAUAUCGAAAAGCGAAAAUCAUCAGCUUCAACAUAACGAAUAAUGCAUAACACAAAUAGUAAUGUAUGAUAUCGAACUAAUAUUACUGCUAAGUUAGUAAAAGAGACCAAUAGUAUACUAAGAAUUAUUUUGAAAUUGUAAAAGCACGCUAUAUUUGUAACAUAUUAGAAUCAAAGCGAUUUGGGUAAAAUGGCUGAAGCGGUGCCCAAUUUGAUAAAUCUAAAAAUUUAUAUCGAGAAAUUAAAAAUACGAAAUUAUUGAAAUCACAAUUUUGUAUUAAAUUGAAAUAACACUUUCUUUGAGGUUUGAUGUAUCAUACAUUCAUUAAAAAUGUAAAUUAAAUUUCAAUUAGGAGUAAGUACGUUUUUUGCAGAAUACAAUCAUUGAACUUUAAAAUUUAAGUAUUAAAGGCCGUGAUAGUUUUAAGUUGUAAUUAAGAAAGAUCUAAACUAUUUUAAAUGUAAAAAUAGUCAUUUUAUUCUGGUAAUUUUGGUCUUAGUUUAAAAUUAGGGGUUGAGGAGUCAUUGAAAUCAAUUUGUACUAAUCCAUUUUACCCAUCGUUUUCUAUUCUCGACGCUUUUUAUACCUAUUUCUUGAAAUAUCUCUUGAUUAAUUUACCAUGCAAACCUUUAAAGUUUCCUAUAAAGUUAACUAUGUUCUUAACUUAUUGCCGACUAUCAAACAUCAAAUUCAGAUUAAUUUAUCCUUAUCUAGUGCUAUUUAUGCAACAACUUUAAAACAAACACAACUUUUAAAUCUGAAAUUUUGAAAUGUUUUCAAAUCGCUCUAAAGACAUAACCCUCAUCAUCAUUAAAAGAUGAAUGAUAAAUAAUAGUGGUAUAUCGGUGAAAUUAAUAAUAAUUCAAUCUAUUUGUAAUCUGUCGAUAAGUUACUUAGCAACGUUGUUAUUUGUCAAAAAGUCCAUACAAUAUUUGACAAACAACAACGUUGCUAAGUAAUAAACAGAUUACAUUUAGGAUUUAUUAAAUUAAUUUCGGUUGUGAAUAAUUACGAAAGUUGAUAGUAUGGACUACCUACUCACUUGUUUUCACUACAAAUAUUAUAGAUGAAAGAACAGAACGAAAUAAUAUAAAGACGGUUUGCUACAGAAUUUAAAAUAAGAAAGGUAGCGUAUCUCGAGCCAAACGAUAAAAAAUAGUAGGUACUCAAGGAUUUCAAAUAUAUAGUGCCACCAGUCUAUCUGUUCAGGUGACAGCGACGCUAAUGGAGAAUUCCGUAUUGGUGUUUACGAAAUUCUGGCAUAAAACAACUUUAAACGCAAAUUGAAGUUUGCUUCUAUUUCCAUUUUCAGGUGGCCUAACUCUAUCCCUCACCAGUUUAGUUUCAACAGUUUCAACUUUUGUCGUGCAAGGUUAAUUGAUAUGGACGUAAGGUAGUUUAUAUUUAGAAAAAAUAUAAUCACAUAUUCUAUCCAUUUGUCUAUCCAAUAAACAUACAAAAUUUAGUAACAAUGAAACUUAAAUCGACUAUUGAAUAUUGAUGCUUAUUCAGAUGUACACAAAACUGAAUUAAAAAAAUAUGACCCUAAGGUUCUAGUGUAGGUAACAGUCCGUUUUGGCACGGUUUGGAAAGUAGAUUCUAUUGCGAGAAACCGGCAGAAAUCCAGCUUUAAUAUUAUCACUUUUUGAUUAAAAAAAAAUUUAUCAGAAAAAUCUCUGGAUAUUUGUAUUUCAAGGAAAUUUUUAGCGAGAUGUAGGUACGAUGCCAAAGAAAUUAAGAGACAUUUCUAUUCUGUUUUGUAUAAGACUCGUGUACAUCUGAAUUAGCUCAAAGUGUAGUGCUUACUAAAUAUUUAGCUAAAUGACUAAACAGAAGGGGUAAUUUGAAGCGCAAAUUACAAGCACUAAGCAUGCACUAGAACUAAGUAAACGAAGCGAUUUGCAUUCAUGAGAAGACGCGAGAUGAAUCUAUGUUAGCUUUCCUCUUAGAAAUUAGUAAAGCAGUCGUCUUGCUUAUACAAGGAUAACCCAGUUUUUGUUAAUUUUCAGUAAACGACGAAGCAUAGAAAUCGAAAAAGGGGCCACAAACUCAGAUCAAAUUUUAUUAAUGGCCGACUCAAAAUAACAGUUACGAACUACUCGUACAAUCGAAUUGACGACACCAGCCUUUUUUUUAUCUCUCGUUUUACAUGUUUAGGUUGAAGUACACUCUGAAAAAUACUUAUGUUUUUUCAAAAUAUGUCUUUGUGUAGUAAUAACAGAUUUCUUUAACUUUUCUAAAUGAGAAGCUGGCGAACAAAAAGGUGUGAUUACACCUAUCAAAAUAGUUU